AUGUCAACCAGCGUCGCCCCUCCAGAAGAUGAACUCAAGCCUGUUUUGUUGAGUUUGAAGGCAGACAAUCCUACACUGGGCGUCGCCAAAGUGCACAAUCUCCUACUUUCAACACAUCCUGAGUGGACGGUUAGCGAAAAAAGAGUACGGAAGAUCCUGCAGAACGAAGGUCUGAUCUUGUCGACGCCUGAAGGAAAAGCGUUAUCAAACAGAUCGGGCAUCGUCUACCCAUCUUCUCGAAUAAUUGAGAAGCUUGACGUUAGCAAGUGGAGUAAAAAGAUAGAAGUGAAGUACUUUGAUCACAUCAAAGGCAAAGGUCUUACAGCGAAGGAGAAAAUAGCUGAUGGAGAGGUUUUGUGGAAAGAGGAUCACUUUGUAAUUGCUCCUGAGUGGGAAAUAUAUAACCUUCAAACUUCAUCUCGGGCAUGUGCAUUCUGUACUACCCCACUUUCCGAAUCCAAGUUGAUCAUUGCAUGCCCUGCUUCAACAUCUGCUUCAUUUUGUCCCGCCAUGUUUUGCAACCGCCUUUGCCUUGCACGAUCAGCCAAGACCCACCCUCUGUUGUGCCCAUCUCGUAAUCCUGCUUCUGUUCCCUUGCUGUCGUUCGUCAAGAAAGCUCAAUGGAUGGCUCUGCAUGCCCUGGCUCAAUGUACAAGUCGACUCUUGCUAGCUGCCCAACAGGAUGAACAGUUAUUCUCCGAGGAUUGGCAGAUUGUUCGUGGAUUCGCCGAGCUAGGAAUGGAAGAACGUUUCCAAUCUAUGCGUGAUCAAGGACUCGAACCAGACAGGGAAAACUGGCAGAGGGCAUACAAACUGUACUUACAGGCAUUCAAGGAACCUAUAUCAGUGGUUGACCGCAAGAAAUUGUCGCGAAUACUUAAGAAGUCUACGACUCCGGAACUGGAUAAAGAGUUAUUUGAAUAUGAUGCUUUCCUUCGGGGACUGGGGCGUAUGAGUCUCAAUCUCGAGGCUCAUGGCGGUCUAUACACUCUUCAUGCUCAUCUCAACCAUUCAUGUACUCCCAGCAUCUCAGUACGACACCUUGACCAGCACAACGCUCUUUCUCGAAUUACCAUCAUUGCCAGGAAGGAUAUUGAUGCGGGAGAAGAACUCUUCAUUUCCUAUGUCAAUCCUGCCGCUAGACUGAAAGAGCGACGACGCAACCUUGCAGAAUGGGGUUUUGGGCAGUGUCAAUGCGAGCGUUGCCUAAGCGAAGAAAAUAUGGACAAAGAGUCAGGGACAAGCCAUGAUGAAACUGAUGACUUGGCAAAAGAACUCAAAGCUGGGCUGGGAGUUCUAUAGGGAGACCGUUAAAAAUGUUUUUUUUUUGUCUCAUUGGUGGCUUUAACCGUAAAAUUUGAUAUCCGUUCGGUCUC
This is a messenger RNA of Serpula lacrymans var. lacrymans S7.9, 1376 nucleotides long. RefSeq lists its product as uncharacterized. The record is from RefSeq and is a predicted model, not a curated record. The transcript is spliced from 4 exons. Gene Ontology annotation, molecular function: protein binding. Bases 1 to 1302 code for a protein of 433 amino acids. NCBI's taxonomy places the organism in Eukaryota, Fungi, Basidiomycota, Agaricomycetes, Boletales, Serpulaceae.